Physella acuta is the source of this 3516-nucleotide messenger RNA. RefSeq names its product AN1-type zinc finger protein 2A-like. The record is from RefSeq and is a predicted model, not a curated record. NCBI's taxonomy places the organism in Eukaryota, Metazoa, Mollusca, Gastropoda, Physidae. Gene Ontology annotation, molecular function: zinc ion binding. Gene Ontology annotation, biological process: proteasome-mediated ubiquitin-dependent protein catabolic process; protein targeting to ER. Gene Ontology annotation, cellular component: cytoplasm; endoplasmic reticulum.
AUCACAAUGAUAUUGUGGUUUUGACAAGGAGUAUAAAAAUCCGAGGCAGUUGUUGAUCCAGUUUAGAUCUGAUUUAGAUUAAGGACGCUCAUUCAUCUUCUUUAUUCAAGAUUACUCAACAACAAAAAUGGAGUUGCCUCAUCUAGGACAACACUGCAAUGAAUCUACAUGCAAACAGUUGGAUUUUUUGCCCAUGACAUGUGAUGCUUGUUCUAAAAUUUUUUGUCGUGACCACAUAAUGUACAAAAGCCACAAAUGUCCGGAAUCGUACAAAAAAGACAACCAAAUCCCAGUUUGUCCAUUGUGCAACCUCCCCUGCCCAGUUAAAAAAGGAGAACUGCCUGACAGUGUGGUGGAGAGACAUAUAGAAUCUGACUGCCAGUCUGAUCCAGCAAAGGAAAGACGCAAGGUGUAUACAAACAAAUGCUCGAAAAAGGGAUGCAAGCAAAAAGAGCUUGUCCCUGUCAAGUGUGAGACAUGUCGACAAAAUUUCUGCCUGCGACACAGACAUGAACAAGAUCACAGUUGUCAGGGGUAUCAAAACACAGGCAAGGCAGUCAGCAAUUCAGGGGCAGCAGCAAUUCUCAGGUCUCAGCAAGCAGCUAAAAGCCAGCCAGUAUCUAAACCUCAAGCUUCAAGUAGUAGCAAUAAAAAUUCUAACAAUCCAAGGCAGCGAGCUAACCCACAGACAAAUGUGUCCUCUAUUCAAGGGACUAUGACUGAAGAUGAAGCCUUAGCCAGAGCAAUACAGAUGUCUAUGAAUGGAUCUGGCAGUGGAGCUGCCAGUAACUUAGAUGGAAUGACAGAUGAAGAGAGAGAGGAUUUUCUUUUGGCUCAAGCUUUGGCAGCCAGUGAGCAGGAAGCCUUACACCAACGCUCACAGCAAAGUGUGAGGGCCUAGAUGCAUGUUUGUUGUGGCAUGAAAUUUUGUUUGGUUUUGUGAGGAGAGAAUACAAAGGACUGAGACGAGGGUUGUUGAUCGUUGCGCUGUACAGUAGAGAUGCAAAGUUUUAUUAGGUCGUCAUCUGCUUGUUCAACACAGUUGAGCCCAAAACAUUUUUGCUGUGAAUAUUCUUUCUCUGGGUCAGUGGGAUGUUGUUCAUCCAUUGUGAUAACCAUUUUCAUGUUAUAUUUGCACUACCAAAAAUAUUUCAUUAGCCAUAAUAUGAAUGUGUAACUUAAUUUUUGGCUGUUCUGUUAAGCAUUCCACACUCAUUCCUCAGUGGUAACAUAUAGGGCUGUGUUGUGUCGAAAUAUUUUAUUAAGUUACAUACCGGUAUGUGCAAUAAUUAUAUCUAGGUGUAUUUUAAAUAUGAAAUUAUUAUUAACUUAAAUACCAUGUGUCUUAUUCAGCAAAUGUUCUACUUGGCACAUGAAAUGUAUCUUAUACUAUUUAUAGAGUCAAUGGUAUAAUCGACACAUGAUAAGACAAACCAUAGUUUCAUCUUGCUACUUUGGCAUGGGUCAAAGGUGCUAAAAGAUUCACUCCAUAAAAGCAUGUCAUUGGUUGUUUUUAAAAAUUAUUUUUGCCCACCAUUUGGUUUUUUUAAAAAAAGUUAUAUUUUCCCCUUAAAAAUUGUAGCUGAGCUUAAUAAUAGCAUGACAAGAUUAAGUAUUAAGUGUCUCUUUUUAAACCUAUCUAUUGUAGAAGAUGUGAUUAGGUUGGGUGUAUUGUAACAUUUUGAAUAUAUGAAUCAUUUUAAUAAACCACCAUGUAGUAUCUCAUCAAACAUAUUUAGUCCAGUUACUAUCACCUGCUUCCAGAUUAAAAGUGUAAAUAUUCCUCUUUUUUUUUAUUCAACCCAAAUCCCUUACAGAUCAAACAGAUGAAAUCUACUUCAUCUGCUCUGUUGACUGUCAGGUCUGAAAUUGUACUUAACUACUUACAUCACUGUUUUUAUUAACUGUAAGCCUCUAAAUUAAAUUAUCCUUAAUCUUAAAACAAGAGCUAUCACCUAUUUGUAACUUAAUGCAUUGAAAACUACCCAGUAAACUAAUUUGGUGCACAGUUAUGAGUGUGUGAAAUGCCUUCUUUGUUAAGAACAUUUGUGAAUACACUAGAUGAUUGAAACCACAAGUUACUAGUUUCCCCAACUAAAGAGCAGCUGAUUUAGCUAUCCGAUAAUAAAUAUUGUUCCACCAUUAAAAAAAACUAAAUAUAUUUUCUUCUCAUUACCUGACUUUUCUAUUGACUAGUUUAUUUUAUUACUGCGCAUUGAAAAAUGUUCUUUCUUUUUUUGGCUUAGAUCAAAUUUUAUUGUGCAUGUUGAAACAUUAGUAGUCAGUUCACAUUAUGUUGCAUUUGAAGUUAAGAUUGAACAUUUUUAUAGUUUUUAACUAAUGAACUUUUUUAUACCCGUUAAAAUUAAUUUCAAUUGAUUUUUCCAUUAGUCAUGUAUAAAAAGUUUGAAAACACAGAAUUGAUAUUUUAGUUUUACAUUUUUAAGAAUAAGCAGUAUACCUGUGUAAACUUAUCACACACACUUAAAUUUAUGUCACCUGUUUGAAGUAUUUUUAUAGAUGAGUUUUUUAUAGUUUUAGAAAUCAUUUUACUUUGUGGUAAUUAUGAUGUGCUGUAAAUGACAGAUCAAUUUUUAGUUAGAAAUAUUUACUAUGUUGUAUUCAUUAUGUGCUAUCAUUUUCUCGAGAUGAGAUAGUGUGUGAUUUUACCAGACUCAAUUGUGCCUUAAGAUAAAUUGCUUUUUAAUACCCUCAUAGUAUUUGCUGACAGCUUGGUUUGGUUUUUUAAAUCAUUAUAUUACAUAAGCCUGCAUUUCAAAAUUAUCUUUUCUCUUCUUAAAUGUGAGCUUUCCAUUUUAUAACACAGAGUGAUAACUGUUUAUAGGAAACAUUUAGCAAUGAACUUUUGGUCCAUUGCUUGUGGUUUUAGAAAUUUGUUGUAGGACUAUACAUCUCUACUCAAAAUCGAGAGGCUAAUUUCACCUGUUGAUAAAAGACUAAAGAAAAUUUUUUUUAUCCCCAAUGUGAACAAUUUUUAGUUCAUCCAGUGGCCUCACUAGGUCGGGUGUCACCCAACCCCCUUCAACAUUUUACAUUUUUGGUUUAUCACCCAGCCCCCUAUUAUUUUAUAAUUUUAACUGGAUAAAACAUUGUUUUGACCAUUUUUACCAUAAGUGUUUACGAUAUUUUUUCAAUUUGGUGUCACUUUCUAAAAGGGGCCAUUAGGCUCCACCCCCACUCCCCAUCCUUGUAAUGCCACUGAGUUCAUCUUAACAGCCUUCUUUGUCAUCAGAUGUGUUAAACUGCUUGAGUUUUGUUCCCUUAUAAAACUUUCAUUUGGUUACUUCCUGAUCCAACUUUUAAAUGGGAGAUGAUAAAAAACAGACAAUAUAUUAACAUUACAACCCCAUGGGUUUUAUCAGCUAACUUUUUUUUGCUAUGUAUGUACAAGGGAAAAUAAUUGUAUUUUAAAGUAUUAUUUCUUAGAACAGCAUAAGCAUGCAUUUAUUAAUAAAUACUGAUACAUUUUAACCAAAUAAAAUUCUUAUUGAAAUA